CUACAGUCUACACUACUGUAAAUUUUUUUCGUUUUUAUUCUGCGUUUCUCGUCACAAUGAAUUUGAUCAUGGGUGAAUUUAACAGACUUCCUCGAUAGCUUUUGUAAAUGCUUGAUAAUAAAAAAAUAAAAUAUUUAAUAUGUAAAAAUAAAGUUUAAACAUUUUGUUCUCUUUUAUUUUGGCAUUUAAUUACAUUUAUUUUGUAGUUACCUAUAAAUAUAUAGUUUAGUCAUUACAAAAUAAUAUAUUAAGCCAUUAAUCAAUCCCUACAGUAAGUUUUCCGUCCUCAAUCAUAAUAUAGAUGUAUUUGUUAUAAUAUUAUAAAUAAUUAGAUAAUACGUUCUACAGCUAACGAUGACUACUAGGGCAGUUCACUAAUGGCUGAUCGGGCAAGUGUUGAUUCUACCGAAUCUGCUAGCACAAGUGAUGAAUAUGAAAUUGUCCCCACAAAUUCGUUAAAUGUGACAUACUUAUCAAAAUCAUUGUAAUACAUUUUAAUAAUACUAGUAUCAUUUUUAUAGAAAUGUGAUGGUCGACCUGAGUUAAAGAUUGGCGGUGAUGGUGAUUUGGAACACAUGCAAAAAUGUCUUGGUGAAAUAUUGAAUGAAGAGAAUGAAAGUCAACCAAUAAACAAAACGAUGGCCGAUAAAGAUACUAAUAAUGAUACAACACAUUUGACCAAAAUUCCAGAACCUGUUUUAGAUGAUAUAAGUAAAUGCAUACAUGAAUAGGCACCUUAAAAUGUUUUAAUUUAAUAAAGUAGCCAUUUAAACUUAUAAAAAAAAUGUAACAUACAUUUUAAUUAAUAUCUAAGUAUGUAGCUUAAAAAAUAUUAAGAUAUGCCUGUAUAGUGUAUAUUAUGUAAAUAAUAAUUUAGGUAAAAUUCAAAAAGGUACAAUGUUUCAUGGAAUUUCAUAUCUUGGAUCAGCUAGUAUAACACACCCCAAAGACAAAAUAGAAAUAUUAAGAAUUAUGGCCAUAUUAAAUGGAGAACAUGUCGCUGAUCAAGAUAUGAAAAUAUCAGUAUCUAUUCCAAUUUCAUCUGACGGAGCUGUUAUGUAAGUAGUUGAAACUCACUAAAAUAAUUUAAAAUACCUUGACUGCAUAAAUAGUUUGUUUUGUUAUAAUUGAAAGAAUGGGAAUUUGUUUUUGUUAUAGUUUAUUUGAUGGAACAAGCAAUACAAUAAUAGCCCGUUAUGAAAUUGAAAGAAUAAUGUUUUACGCUAAUGGUGUGAGUGGAACUAAAGAAGCAUCGUGUUUUGCCUUUAGUUGGGCACAUGGUGAUCCUAAAGAAAAUGCGCUAUUUCAAUGCCAUGUAUUCCGUUGCUCAAUUCCAGAAGCGGUAUGCAACACCUUUUAAGUCGUAUUUUUAGAAUUUAUUAAAAUAAUAGCUAAAUCAUAUUACCUUGCCCGUAUUUUACCUAAGUAAUUGUUUUUGUUUUAACCAAUUAUAUUUACCUAUUUUUAAUUUUCCAUUAAGCUUAGUUGUCAUCAUAAUAUUCAUUUAUCUGGUGUAACAGUUGUUUAAACAGUUUUUUUAUCAUAAAGCUUAUACAUGACAGGUGAACCGUGUAUCCAACUGUUUUGUGAAGGCCUUUCAAAAAGAAUCAAAAUCUACUGUGAGUUCUAUAUUACCACAAUUAGAUUCAAACGUAACCUUAGAUAUGCAAAAUAAGAACGGUUCUACUGAGAUUUUUAUUUUUGAAGUGAGCAUGGAAAUAAAAGAAGAUGAUGGAAAGGUAAUAUUUUGAAAAUUAUUUUAUGUAUAGUAAUUAUUUAUUCUAAAUAUUUGUUAUACAUUACAUGUAUGUAAAGGGAGGAUUUAUAUCAGUACCAAGAGAUAGAAAUUUUCUUAAGCUUAGAGCAAAUGUAGAAAAACAAGUGUGUUUAACUAUUCACCAAGUAGUAUCCGGAACUCAGCAAAGAAUAUUGCAAUUAGAACGAUGUUUUGGUGUUCUAGUAUGCCCAGGUCGUAAUGUAAAGAAAAGUGAUAUGCAACUUUUGGACAUGGUAAGUAAUUAUUGCCUAUAUGUUUUAUAUUGUAUAAACUACUAUAAUUUAUGUAAAUAAUUGACCAAAUAUAGGUAUCCAUGGGAACCGAUUUAUCAGAUACUGAUGGAUGUAAUACCAUUUAUUUAAUUACUGGUCACUGGGACCCUUCAGACAAAGUAUUUGAACCUCUAAACAGUGAAACUCAAUGUUCCUAUAUUACUGUUGCAGUAGAUUUAGUUAUGCGUAAGAUUGAAGAACCCGUACGAUUAUGUAUAGAGACUCCCAUUAAAGUAUAUGCUGCCAAUGAAAGAUUUUGGGUUUUUGGACGUAGACAAGUUACUCAUCAAUUUUAUUUAAAUUUGCAACAAGUAUGUAUGUUUGUAUUUAUUUUGUGGUAGUUUUAAAAUAUGAAUUUUAUUUAUAGAUUAAUUCAGAAAAUGUUGAUAUUGCUUACAAACUUUUGAAUAUUGAUUCUUCUGGUGAAAUGGAUAAAAGUCGUUUAAAUAUGACCUUAAACAAUUUGGCUAAUUUUAUUAAAACUCAAAGUGUUAACUCAAUUGAACUGUCUUCUCCUAAAGAUGAUGAUUUAUCUGGUAAUCUAACAUUAUAUUGUAUUAAUCAAUUUAUUAAAAGAAGUUUUAAUUAUAAAAAAUAAUUUAUAUAAUUUGUAAUUAUUGAUUUUUUAUAUAUAACAAAAAUUAGAAUAUUUAAUUUUAUAGUUUGAGAUAAUUUAUUUAUAAUUAAUGUUACAGAUAAUGAUGAGCCUUUGGUAAGUGGUACUGGGGACGUGUCUAAAGAGUGUAAUGAAGUGGAAUUAGAAUCGUGGAAAGAUGUUUUAUUAAAAUGGGCUACAUGCAAAUCUCCUCCUGCCAGACAGUUAGCAAUACUUGUUAAAGAAGGUAUACCUGAAGCUUUACGUGGGGAAGUGUGGUUUCGUUUAGCCAAAGCUGAUUUAGAUCCAAAACUUAUGGAUACCUAUAGAAUACUUAUUACUAAGGUAAUAAAUAAUUAAAUAGCCAUAAUCUUAAGAAAACAUAUUUGCAUUUAGUUUUUUACAUCAGUCCUCUAAAAUUGCUUUACAUAAAACUUAAAUAUUUUAGUGUUUAGAUUUAAUGUAGAUUAUUAUAAACACGUGCAGUUAAAUCUGAAGAGAAUAUUUUUUUUUACGAAAUUUUACUAUAUUUUUCUGUGUGUGUGAUAAAUAUAAAUAGUAAAUUUAAGUAUUACAAUUUCUCUUUAAUUAAAUUAUUCAACUAACUACUGUUAUGAAUUAUAAAGAAAUGCAGAUUUAAAAUUGGUUCAAUAAUUUGUAUUAUCAAACAAUUUAUAUUGUUUCUUAAUUUAUUUAAAUUAUCUUUUGUUAUUGUUACUUCAUUAUUAUUGCUGCUAUUAUAAGGAUUGUGACUGUGGUGGAACAAUUCAACGUGAUAUCCAUCGGACUUUUCCGGCUCAUGAUUUCUUUAAAGAAGCUGGAGGUAUUGGUCAAGAUAAUUUAUUUCAUUUAACUAAGGCAUAUGCCGUGUAUGACACUGAGGUCGGUUACUGUCAAGGUCUAACAUUUCUUGCCGCUACUUUACUGUUACAUGUAAUUGAUUUUUUUAUUGAUUUUUUUAAAUGAUUUUACUCUAAUAAAUAUUUAUUAGUUAACAGUAAUUAUUCAUUUAAUUUAGAUGCCUGAAGAACAAGCCUUUUGUGUCCUAUUAAAACUAAUGUACGAUUAUGGCUUAAGAGAAUUUUAUAAAGAUGGUUUUGAAACAGUUUAUUUGAAACUAUAUCAACUGAAUAAGCUCAUGGAAGUUAGUUAAAUUAAAACUUUAAAACUUAAUUUUUCAACCUAAAUUUUUUCUUUCACUUUUUAUCCAGGAACAAAUUCCUCAACUUUUUAAUCACUUCAAUGCUAACGGAAUCGAAGCCCACAUGUAUGCCUCUCAAUGGUUUCUUACACUCUUCACAGCAAGGUUUCCAUUGUUUUUUGUAUUUCGUAUCAUGGAUGUGGUACUUCUUCAAGGAUUGGAUACAUUGUUUCAAGUUGCAAUUGCUUUAUUACAGGUAUUAUUAUUAAAUAUAUAGCAUGUAUUAGAUAGUUAAUCAACCAAGAUCAAUACAGCUUAUUAAUAAAUAUAUUAUAUAACUAAUUUUCGUUUUCAGUAUUGCAAAAAAGACUUGCUACUAUUAGAUUUUGAAAACAUUCUCAAAUAUUUUAGAGUAACAAUGCCAAAAAAAGUACGUAAUGAAGAAGUUGCCAGACAUUUAAUAAAAAAUGCUUGUGUUGUCAAAUUAAAGAAAAUUAAAAAAUAUGAACACCAGUUUUUAACAUUGAAAGGUAAAAUUGUUACUGAGAAUGUUAAUCAAUAAAUAUUAUACGCAAUAUAUAAUAUGAACAUUUUUUUUUCAAUAAUUAAUUGGUUUACAGAGGCUCAAGAAAAUGCUGAAAAUUUUACUAGUGAAUUAGAUCAAGUGAAAAUGACAUUAAAGCAGACUGAAGAAGAAAAAAGUCGCCUUGAAGAAGAACUCACUAGGGUAAAAAAAAAAUUCUAUAUUUUAUAUGUAAAUACAUAAAAUUAUGUUACAUUUUAUUUAGGUAAAAAAUAUAUUAAAAAAAGAAAUUACAAAAGCUGAUACAGAGAUUAACAGAGAUCAAACAAUCAUUAAAGAAUACAAACAAGUAAAUAAUUACAAAAUAUUUAUAAUUGUGUUAUAUUUAAAAAUGAAGUAGAUAGGAUACAUGAGUAAAAAAAACCAAACAACUUAUAAACAUAACCACAAGCAAUAAUUUAUAGGAAAUUUAUCAAAAAUAAAACUUAAAAUUAUGUACAAUGUACUUACAUUUUUAACACACUAUAUUGGAUUUUUUACAGUGUUUAUCCAUUAUGUGGCCAUUCAAUUGAUUAUUUUUUGUGUGUAUCCAUGUGACUCAGGAAUCUUUAAAAUUAAAUGAUAUGUUAAAUUGUCUAUUGAAAUUUCUUAUUUUGUUAUAGGUAAAUUUUUAGAUAUAGGAUAUGUCCUAUGUCCUAUAAAAUACCAGGAGUUUAAAUCUAAUAAUACUCUUUUAUUAAAUUGUUAUUCAAAUAUUGGACCAAUCAAUGUUAUUCUUUGGGAUUCACAUAUAUAGUUAUUUUAUUUGCCUUUGAUAGAACUUUUUUUUUUAUUUAUUCUAAUUUUAAAAAUAUAAAUAAUUUCUUUGUAGAUAUGUCAAAGACUGGAUGCCGAACAGGCUUCUAUGAGAGCUGUUAUAAAAUUGCUUAAAGUAAGUAGAUUCCAACUUUAAACCAGUUGAAUGACUUGUUUUAUUAUAAUAUUUUAAUACAAUAAUUUUUUUGUAGAAUACGUUAAGUGAAUGCACCAGAUGCAGAUCAUUUAUUGAAUCACCAUUGUUAAAUAAUGAUAAUAUGUUAUCUCAAAGUGGAACUACUGCAGACUCAGUAACUGAAGAAAAUAAACUUUCUAAGCGAAUUACUGAACUUGAAAUUGAACUUGCUCAAACCAAAUUGGCCUUAGUUGAAUCAGAAUGUAGAAAUCAGGUACAUAAUAAUUUUUUCCCAAUGUGUUAAAAAAAAAAAAAUGACACCCAAUUAAGCUGCCAUGUUAAUAGGAUUUGGGACAUAGGUUGGGUGUGACGUUUUCGGAACUUCAAGCGUCCAAAAACACAUUACCUCCAUGGUUACAAAAAACUCUGACAUCAAUCAAAGAAGUAACCACCAAUAAGACAAAUGAACAACUACGUAUGAUUGUCAACAGAAGAGAUUCUGCACCUAACACUCGGUCAUACGAACUGUAAAAGAUAACCACAUAAAUAAAAACUUAUAUGAACAAAUACUUAAUAAUAAUUAUUAUUUAUGGUACUUUUUACAGUAUACUAUAAGUUAACAAUUAUAAAUUAACAAAACAAUUAUUAGAAAUGAGCUUUUUUUACUAAAAUAUGUUUAUAUUAUUAAAAUAGUAUAAUUUAAAUUAUACAUUUUGGUAUAGGCUGUUAGACAAAUUAUUAACUAAUUAUUUAUUUAAUACUUAUUUCAUUAAAAUAAUGUUAUCAUUCCAAUAUCCAUUACUCUUUGUUCAAAUUAUGUUGUUAAAAUGCGAUAAAUGAAUUAUUAUUCUUUAUAGUAAUUGUUUUUGUUUUAUUUUUUUUUUUUUUUUCAAGAAUAAUAUUCUUGUAGAUUACUUACCAAAUUUCCUUAAAUAUCAAAUGUUU
Molecule: messenger RNA, 6184 nt
Organism: Cinara cedri
Lineage: Eukaryota; Metazoa; Arthropoda; Insecta; Hemiptera; Aphididae
Source: the annotation of a GenBank genome assembly